AAUCAAAUCAAUUGGGACAACCAAACAAACAAUUGCUCCAUGGAGAAGAAAAAACAAGUCAGCCAUGGUUGGAAGACAAAAGUAGAUAGAUAGAUAGGUUUAGAUCUAAAGUAGUUGAUCGUUGAAAAAAUUAUAUAUUUCAAUUUUAAACGUUGAAAAAAAGGAGCUCUAAAAACGAAUCAAAAAAAGAGAAUCUCGCAAUCAAAAAAAAAAACCGCCAUGGAUCCUCCGACUCAAAUCUCUCAUUUGGCUCUCGACAUCGGAGGGACUCUGGUCAAGCUUGUGUAUUUCUCUUCAAAUGGAAGCGAAGAAGAGUCUCGUAAUGGUUGCUGCUCUGUUGUCAAAGGAAGACUUUGUUUCGCUAAGUUUGAGACCAGAAAGAUUGAUGAUUGUUUAGAGUUUAUUCGAUUCAAUAUCCUUCAACAUUCCGGUGUUCAGCAUCAGAAUGGUGCAGUCCAUGAUUAUCUAUCUGUUAAGGCCACAGGUGGUGGGGCGUUUAAGUUUGCUGAUCUUUUUAAGGAGAAACUCGGUAUUCUUUUCGAUAAGCAAGAUGAGAUGCAUUCUCUUGUUGGUGGUGUUAAUUUUCUCUUAAAGACAGUUCCAAGAGAAGCUUUUACCUACUUGGAUGGGCAGAAGGAGUUUGUCGAGAUCGACCAUAAUGAUCUGUAUCCAUAUCUACUUGUCAAUAUAGGCUCUGGGGUUAGCAUGAUCAAGGUCGAUGGAGAUGGAAAGUAUGAGCGGAUAAGUGGAACAAGCCUUGGUGGAGGCACAUUUUUAGGUCUUGGAAAGCUUUUAACAAAAUGCAAGAGUUUUGAUGAGCUGCUCGAGUUAAGUCACCAUGGAAAUAACAGAGUAAUUGACAUGCUUGUGGGAGAUAUCUACGGUGGAACAGAUUAUUCAAAGAUUGGUCUCUCCUCAACAGCUAUUGCUUCCAGCUUUGGAAAAGCAAUUUCUGAUGGCAAAGAACUUGAAGAUUACCAGCCAGAAGAUGUUGCAAGAUCCCUUCUAAGAAUGAUAUCAAAUAACAUUGGUCAGAUUGCUUAUUUGAAUGCUCUCAGAUUCGGUCUUAAGCGUAUUUUCUUUGGUGGAUUUUUCAUCCGUGGCCUUGAGUAUACCAUGGACACAAUCUCUGUUGCUGUUCACUUUUGGUCGAGAGGUGAGGCGAAGGCAAUGUUUUUACGACAUGAAGGGUUUCUUGGAGCAUUAGGCGCAUUCACGAGCUACGAAACUCGUAGUAAUAACGAUUCAAAACCGCAACAUCAUACUGUGCAAAGAGCAAUUCUCAACUGUUCAGGUGAUGAUAGCUUUCGGCACAUCCCAGUAACGUCUAAUUUAAAUGAUAGCGAAACCAUAGAAUGCAGCAUCAGUUUAGUUUAGUUACCACCACCCGGUGUAUUGUUAUCAAAUUCAGUGUAGAAAUAUGUUAAUUAAACUGUUUGAAUCAAGAGCUGUACUCAUUAGUUGAAUAUGUAAGACACAUUUAUGCAAACAUGAUUCACUUAUUAAUAUUCAUGUAUCUCCCCAAUGUAACUUGUACUAUAUAGUCGUAUAAAGGAAUCAAAUACACAGUUAGUUAGUUA
This is a messenger RNA of Camelina sativa (false flax), 1580 nucleotides long. Its product is annotated as pantothenate kinase 1. Gene Ontology annotation, molecular function: pantothenate kinase activity; ATP binding. Lineage: Eukaryota; Viridiplantae; Streptophyta; Magnoliopsida; Brassicales; Brassicaceae. Gene Ontology annotation, cellular component: nucleus; cytosol. The record is from RefSeq and is a predicted model, not a curated record. Gene Ontology annotation, biological process: coenzyme A biosynthetic process.